CUAGGUUUUGAUCAUGUGUCUGCGUCCCUGAAGCGAUCUCCCAGGAGAUAUUUCAUAGAAGUCCCACGAAUAAGUAAUAAACAAGACCCCGCCCAACAACGGGAAGCGGUGUUGAAUAGCUUUAUUCCGGAACUCAGCGCCAUUUCCUGUACCCUGGGCGUGGUUGCCUUCUCUUUGCCGCUAGAUUGGGCUUGAUACCAGUGUUGAAGAAAAUGAAGGCUUCUCGGAGCUCAGAGCGUCCGGGCCCUGUGGGGCGCCUUGGAGCUUUCUGCUACGGCGGAGCCCAGCUGGCCAUCCUGCUGCUGUUCCUUCCGCCAUCAAUUUUGGGCCAGUGCAAAGCCCCAUCAUGGUUUCCAUUUGCCAACCGUAUAACUCAAACUGAUGAAUCCGAGUUUCCCAUUGGAACAUCUUUGAUGUAUGAAUGUCACCCAGGAUAUAUCAAGAGGCAGUUCUCCAUCGUAUGUGAACAAAACUCAGACUGGACAAGUGCUGAAAAUAAGUGUAUACGUAAAUCAUGUGCAAAUCCUAAAGAUCCUCAGAAUGGCAUAGUGCAUGUACUCACAGACAUUAAAUUUGGAUCCAGUAUUAAUUAUACUUGUAAUACAGGAUACCGCCUCAUUGGUUCCUCCACUGCUGUGUGUAUAAUCUCAGAUAACGGUCUCAUUUGGGAUAAUGAGGCACCUAUUUGUGAGAGAAUUCCUUGUGAAGCACCCCCAGCCAUUACCAAUGGAGAGUUCCGUGCUCCUGCAGAAGAUUUUUAUUAUGGAAUGGUGGUCACCUAUCACUGCCAAACUGGUGAUAGAGGGAAAAAGCUCUUUAAUCUGGUGGGUGAGCCAUCCUUACACUGUACCAGCAAUGAUGGUGAAGUUGGAGUCUGGAGUGGCCCUCCUCCUCAGUGCGUUGAACUUGGCAAAUGUACACCUCCCCAUGUUGAAAAUGCAGUCAUGGUGUCUGAAAGCAAAAGCUUGUUUUCCUUAAGAGAUACUGUGGAGUUUAGAUGUCAGCCUGGCUUUAUCAUGGAAGGAAUCAGCAGUAUACAGUGUCAAGACCUAAACAAAUGGGAGCCAAAAUUACCAAGCUGCUUCAAGGUGAAAUCCUGUGGUCCUUUCCUGGACCAGCUUCCUAAUGGGAAUGUACUAUUUCCACUAAACCUUCAAAUUGGGGCUAAAGUGUCCUUCGUUUGUAAUAAAGGGUUUAAAUUAAAAGGCAAUUCUGCUAGUUACUGUAUUCUGGCCGGAAGGGACAGUAUUUGGAAUAGCAGUGUUCCUGUGUGUGAACGAGUGACAUGUAUCAUCCCAGAGUAUAUGAGUGGAAUCUGUGAGGAGCUGAAAAUGAAAAAAUAUUACUAUGAAGAUAAUGUAACCUUGGAAUGUAAGGAUGGGUAUACUCUAGAUGGCAGUUCUCAGAGCCAGUGCCAGUUAGAUGCCACCUGGGAUCCUCCUCUGGCCAACUGUGUAUAUCACUCAAACAGUGCUCUCAUAGUUGGCAUUUUCAUUGGGAUAGUCUUCUUUAUUUCACUCAUCAUUGGUUCCUAUUGCCUGAUUCAAAAAUAUAAAAAGGGCAAAACCACAGAAGGAAAGUGUAAAGGAGUGAGUAUCCACUUAAAUUCUAAAGAAGACAGCUGUAUUCACCCUGAAGCUCUGCUCGCAAGUCAAGAGAACAACAGUUCCACUAGCCCAGCUCGGAUUUGACUCGCCCAAGAAGCCUCCUAAAUAGUCACAUUACAAAAUGAUGUCACUUGUAUCACUUUUAAAAUAAACUAAAAUAAAUAAAUAAACUCUUUGUUUUAAGA
Myodes glareolus (Bank vole) is the source of this 1792-nucleotide messenger RNA. The record is from RefSeq and is a predicted model, not a curated record. Lineage: Eukaryota; Metazoa; Chordata; Mammalia; Rodentia; Cricetidae.